This is a messenger RNA of Leptopilina boulardi, 1936 nucleotides long. Its product is annotated as esterase E4-like. Bases 108 to 1841 code for a protein of 577 amino acids. The record is from RefSeq and is a predicted model, not a curated record. The transcript has 7 exons. Lineage: Eukaryota; Metazoa; Arthropoda; Insecta; Hymenoptera; Figitidae.
UUUAUUUUUGUUUAGAAUACAUAUUUGAUAUCAAUUUAAAAGUUGAAUUUUUAUUAAAUAUUUUUUUUGCUUCUCGAAUGGAGAAAAAAUUGUAAAAGAAAUUAAAUAUGUUUUAUAUGAAACUGAUAAAAAUAUUAUUGUUUCUUUUUCAUUUUUUAUUGUGUAUUUCGUGGUUAAUUGCUGAUGAUCAAUUAGUUAAAAUAUCUGAGGGAUUUUUAAAAGGAAGUGUUCAAAUUACAAGAAGGGGAAGAAAAAUUUCUAAUUUUUUAGGAAUUCCUUAUGCACAACCUCCCAUUGGAGAAUUGAGAUUUCGAAAUCCUUUACCAGCUAAACCGUGGGAAGGGAUUCGAAAUGCCACCACAGAUGGAAGUCAAUGUCCACAAUUUACGGAUUAUUCAAAAAAAUAUGUUGGCAAAGAAGAUUGUUUAUUUUUAAAUGUUUAUACACCUUUACUAGAAUUUAAUUCAAUGGUGAAUUAUUCAAAUAAUGGAAAAUUACUUCCCGUCAUGGCAUGGAUUCAUGGUGGUGAUUUUAUAAACGGAAAUUGUAGUACCAUAACAUUUAGUGGUAAUUAUUUAUUAGACAAGGAUAUUGUUUAUGUUUGUAUGAAUUAUCGAUUGGGAAUAUUGGGUUUUUUAAAAUCUGACGAUUCAGCAUCAUCGGGAAAUUAUGGUUUAAAAGAUCAACAACUUGCAUUAAAAUGGAUACAAAAAAAUAUUCAUAAUUUUGGUGGUGAUUCUAAAAGAGUGACAAUUUUUGGCGAAAGUGCUGGUGCUGUUAGUGUUCAUCUUCAUGCAUUAUCAGAAACAUCAAAUGGACUUUUUCAUCAGUACAUUAUGCAAAGUGGAAAUGCUCUACUACCAUGGGGAUUUCAAGCGAGAAAUUUAAAAAAAACAUGUAUUAAAACAUUGGGUAUGACAAUGUUUUGUCCAACAACAUCCACCAUUGAAAUAGUGAAAUGUUUAAGAUUUAAAGAAAUUGACAAUUUAUUAUACGAUAGUCAUAAUUAUGAAAAUUUUGCUAGAUAUGCUUUAAUAACAUGGACACCAACAGAAGAAACAAAAAUAGAAGGAGCAUUUCUUACAGAUACUCCUCGAAAUUUAAUUGAAAAUGGAAAAAUUAAAGAUUAUCCCUUCAUUUCCGGAACAGUGAAAGAUGAAGGUCUAAUUGCUUCUCAAUUUCUUUACUCAAAAAUGUAUUGGUAUUUUUAUAUCAGAAUAAUAAUAAAUGAAUUUUUCGAAUUUUUAUCAAAAUAUUAUUUUGGAUGUAAAAAUGUUCAAAGAUGUAAAAUUCUUAUAAAAAAUUUUUAUUUUAAUGGCACAUUUUUGUGUUCCAAGCAAGAUUUUAUUUCAGGAAUCACUAAAUUUAUAAGCGAUGCAUUUUUCUUCUAUCCACAAUCGAAUUUACUCGAAAUUCUAGAGAAUAAUAUUAAAAGUCCAUUUUAUAUUUAUUCUUUUGAAUAUCGAGGAACAUUUAGUUUCACUUCAAAUGUAUUAAAGAACAAUUUAAAUAUUGGCGUUUGUCACACAGAUGAGCUAACUUAUUUAUUUCCUGCAACACCAUCAAGUUUUUAUUUACCAAAUUUAAAUUAUAGUAAAAAUGAUGAAACAAUGAUUGAUACAAUGGUGGAUCUAUGGACUAGUUUCGCUAUAAAUGGAAAACCAAAAUCGAAGAAUUUAAAACCAUCCAAUUUAUGGGUAUCGUACGUGAAAAAUAAAAGUUAUUUGCAAAUUGGCAAAGCCACUGAACCGUCUGUGACACUUAAAAGAAAUUUUUUAAAAGAGCGUAUGGAUUUUUGGAAAAAUAAUCUAUCACCAAUGAAAAAACAAGAUUGCUUUUAGGUUGAUAAAAUAAUUAAUAAAUAAUAACAAAUAAUUAUAAUAAUAAAUGAAUUAUAAUUAAUUAAUUAUUUAUGAAUUUUAUAAAUAUUUAUUAG